GUAAAAAGAAAACUGGAGAAAGAAAAUGCAAAAAGAAAAUGCAAGAGAAACUAGAGAGAGAAAGAGAAACUUUUAAAAACUAGAGAGAGAGAGAGAGAGAAAAGUGUUCCACUUUUUGUUUUCUCCUCUGCCUUUUUAUCUUCAUUAGAUUAGAUUAGAUUAGAUUAGAUCCGAUGAGACCAAGCUAACACUAUCCACACAAACCCAGAAACAAUUAAGAAGCACCCACCCACCCCCCCGGAAACAAUUUCAAGAUUAAGGUUUCAAAAUUCUUUCUCUUCUGAAACCCUAGAAAUGGCGACCAGAGGUAGCAGAUCAGAGAAGGUGAAGAGAAUCUUUCAACAAUUUGAUUCAAACAGAGACGGUGGUCUCAACAGGGAAGAAAUGGCGGCACUCGUCGUCGCUGUAAACCCUAGGGUUAAGUUCAGCGACGAGCAAAUCAACGCGAUUCUCGACGAAGUAUUCAAAACCUACGCUGAAUUCAUCGAUGGCGAGAAGGGUCUCACCUACGAUGGACUUUUGCGGACCUACGACGACGGUGCCGGGGACGUGGACCGCGAUUUCGACGCGCUAGGGCUCGAGCUGAAACCAGAGAGCGGCAAUGGAGUCUCUGCGGCGUCGGAAGAAGCUUCAUCGUCUUCGAUCACCGACGAGAGGGUGGUGGAGCCGCACAAGAAGCAGAGGACCGCUGCGUGGGCUGCGUCGCCGAAUCACGGCAUUGUGUUCGACGAUACGUGGAAAUUGGUGGACGAUUUGGAGAUUCUGAUCAAGAGAUUGAAGGCGAAGCAAGCCAAGGAUGGGAAAUUGAAAGGGGAUAAUUCGGAUGCGUAUUCGGACCCUGGAUGGUCUAGAGAAUUGGGUCCAUCCUCAGAGAUUUCUGAUAAAAGGGUUUUCUGGGAAGAGUCUGGACAUGAUUAUGCCCUGUUUGUUAAAGAAUUGGGUGUUUUGAGAUCAAGAGCUGAUGGAGCAAGGUCCAGAGAAGAGGCUUUUGAUGGGCACAUGGCCAUUGGUAGGGUUUUGUAUGAGCACCAGUUGUAUAAAGAAGCUUUGGUGAGCUUCAAGAGAGCUUGUGAACUCCAACCCACUGAUGUGAGACCACAUUUUAGAGCUGGGAAUUGCUUGUAUGUCCUUGGAAGACAUAGUGAGGCAAAAGAAGAGUUUCUUUUGGCAUUAGAGGCAGCUGAGGCAAGUGGAAACCAGUGGUCUUAUUUGCUUCCCCAAAUUCAUGUCAAUUUGGGAAUUUCACUCGAAGGCGAAGGUAUGGUUAUUAGUGCUUGUGAGCAUUAUAGAGAGGCUGCAAUUCUUUGUCCAACUCAUUUUAGGGCUUUGAAACUUUUGGGUAGUGCUCUUUUUGGAGUAGGUGAAUAUAAAGCGGCUGUGAAAGCUUUAGAAGAGGCUAUUUACUUGAAAGAUGACUAUGCCGAUGCACAUUGUGAUUUGGCUUCUGCUUUGCAUGCCAUGGGUGAUGAUGAUAAUGCAGUUAAGGAGUUUCAAAAAGCUAUUGAUUUGAAACCUGGUCAUGUGGAUGCUUUGUAUAAUUUGGGUGGGCUUUAUAUGGAUAUGGGGAGGUAUCACAGAGCUUCAGAGAUGUAUACUAGAGUUUUAGGUGUGUGGCCCAACCAUUGGCGUGCACAGCUCAACAAGGCUGUAUCACUGUUGGGGGCUGGGGAAACUGAGGAAGCUAAGAAAGCUUUGAAGGAAGCAUUGAAAAUGACAAACAGGGUUGAGUUGCAUGAUGCUAUAUUACAUUUGAAGCAGCUACAGAAGAAGAAAUUUAAAGGGAAUGGAGGUUCGUUGGAUGGAGGUGGAGACGAGUCGUUUAUCGUUAUAGAACCCUCAAAAUUUAAGACGGUUGGUGAGAGGACAAUACUGAGGCAGGAGCUGGCCAAUGCACUUGAUAUUAGGGCUUUUCAGAGGAUCACAAGGUUGAGUCGCUGUGAUGUUGAACUUUUAAAGAAGGAGAUGACUGAAAGUGAUACACCAGUGUCCUAUUCUGGUAGUGGUGCUCCUGAGAAGUCCAUACGAAAGGCUUCAUUGGAGGUAAUUCUCCACCGGUUGCUUAAUUUCUUGAGGCCAGAAACUUUUGUUGGAGCUGUUAAAGCUAUAAACCAGAAAAUCCUCUCUGUUCUGGAUGAAACAGAGACAUGUAGAGUGGAUUUGGGCAUGUUUUUCGCUGUUCUUGCACCAAUUUGCAGUGGCUCUCCUGAAAAAAGAAAACGAGUUGCAUUUGAUGCGCUGUUGUGGCGACCUGUGAAUGAAGAUUCUACUCAGAUAAAAAAAUCAGAUGCUUUACGGUACAUCAAAUUGUUGAGGGCCAUCUACAUUCCAGCCCAUGGUCUGAGUGAAAUGCUGGAAAUCCAUGGGGACGCAGACGUCUCUGUGGUGUCUUUCACGGAUUUCCUUGUGAUGUUUGACGAUCCAGACUGGGGUUUCGGUAUCAUAUCCAGUUUAUUAAAGCUUGAAGCUGUGGAUAGAAAUCGCCAUGGUAGACAUGUUUGCUCAAUUUGCCGCUACCCUAUCAUUGGGCCCCGAUUCAAGGAGAUGAAAUCCCAUUUCAGUUUGUGCAGCCAAUGCUACAGCGAAGGAAAGGUGCCUCCUACCUUCAAGCAAGAAGAAUAUAGAUUCAAGGAGUACGCAACUGAGUCAGAAGCAAUGAAGGACAAGUGUACGUGGUUCAGUUUGCAUUCUAAGAGCUCCUCCCAUAGCACCCCUACCUAGUUGUUUUCAGAUGAUUGUGUAAUAAUAUCCCAGAUAUAAAUUUAGUUGUUCAUCAGUGUGAAAUAUAUAGCCUCUAAAUGUGUUCAGUGGGCUUUUGUGCCCUUUGUAUAAUAAAAUCCUUGUAAGUGGUUAUGCUAAAUUCAUUGUUUCCCAAAAGCAUCUGUAGAGAUUUUUUUGGUUAGUUGUCUUUGUUCUAGCUGUUGUUUUUCAUGAGUAAAGAGGUCUAUGGUCUCUUGUUGUUCAUCACAUCUUCUGUGCAGAAUUUGAUAUAAACCGUGAAAAUAAAAUUCUGGUCUAUGAGUUUACUGGA
Messenger RNA from Camellia sinensis, 3028 nucleotides. Its product is annotated as putative TPR repeat-containing protein At1g05150. Gene Ontology annotation, molecular function: protein binding; calcium ion binding. NCBI's taxonomy places the organism in Eukaryota, Viridiplantae, Streptophyta, Magnoliopsida, Ericales, Theaceae. The record is from RefSeq and is a predicted model, not a curated record. Gene Ontology annotation, cellular component: plasma membrane.